GUUUUUAUUCCCAUUGGAAGCUGAUUUCACUUUGCAAGAUGGACAUACGAGUAGCAAGCAUCUUGCUCCUCACAGUGGCCUUGACAGCUGCCCAUGGAGAACGCUAUGUGGUGAAGAAGUUGGUGAAGGCCGCCCCUCAGUACCAGCCCUACUCUGUGAAGAGCCAAGUGGUGUCUGUGGCAGGUGAGCCUGGUGCUCCAGGUGAGCCCGGCCCUGAGGGACCUGCUGGUCCUCCUGGCCCCCCAGGUGAGAGUGCUGAAGGUCUGACUGGACCCCAAGGACCUUCAGGUUCCCCCGGAGCUACUGGCCGAUCCAUCGCUGGCAAACCUGGUUCCCCAGGUGGACCUGGCAAACCUGGCAGCCAUGGAGCACCCGGCGAGAAAGGAGACAAUGGAGCCCCUGGCCUUCAGGGACCAAGGGGAAGCCCUGGAUCCUCUGGAAGCCCUGGACCUUCUGGCCUCUCUGCUACUGGCAAGCCUGGAGCUUCCGGUUUUCCUGGACCAAUGGGAGCCAGAGGAGAGUCUGGUCUGAAGGGACAUCCAGGUGUACCUGGCCUGCCCGGUUCUAAGGGUGAUAGAGGGGUGGGAGUUCAAGGACCUCAGGGUGAGACAGGGCCUGAAGGCGCCAUGGGCGCACCCGGACAAACAGGUGAGGGUGGAGUUGGAAAGCCAGGAAAAUCAGGUAUGCCCGGUGAGCCAGGAAAGUCAGGUAGCUCAGGUAGGGACGGUGCCUCCGGUGCCAUGGGACCACAGGGACCUAAGGGACACACUGGUGCCCCAGGUGUAGGUAUGGCAGGUAAAUCAGGUGAGAAUGGUGCCCCAGGUCUGCCCGGUUCAGCUGGCGUUAAAGGCCACCAGGGACCUGCUGGAGCCACUGGUGCCCCUGGAGUUCCCGGAUAUGGAAAGCCAGGUACAAAUGGAGAGAAGGGAGAGAGGGGAGUUACAGGUGGUACAGGUGCCACAGGUUCUAAGGGUGAGCAGGGACCAACAGGAUAUACUGGUGCUAAUGGUGCUACUGGUUCCACUGGUGCCGUUGGACCUCAGGGUUCAGCAGGUUUCCCAGGUGAGCCCGGGGCUGUUGGCCAAAAAGGUGACACAGGUACAACUGGAGCACAGGGAUCAAAGGGAAACAAGGGAGAUCAGGGAGCACAGGGUUUCGCAGGCAAGCAGGGUUAUCCAGGCGCAGCUGGUCCUCCUGGACCCAGAGGAUCCAGUGGACCCACAGGUGACAAAGGUCAUUCAGGUGCCCCAGGUACCCCAGGUUCCCCAGGUAUUCCAGGCCCUGCUGGACCCAAAGGUCACCCUGGGCGUUCAGGUGAGUCAGGUGCUUCUGGUUCUGAUGGUGCUCAAGGCUCCAGAGGGCCUUCUGGGCCUCAAGGUCCUAAUGGUUCUCCCGGCCUUAAGGGACACCCAGGUUUGCCUGGUCCUGCUGGCCCUUCUGGUUUGGCUGCCAAGGGUGGCCCUGGACCUCAGGGUCCCUCUGGUCUCCCCGGUGUGAAUGGCGCUGAUGGAGAGGCUGGCCCAGCUGGCCCAGCUGGUCCCCCUGGUCCUCCUGGUGAGGUUGUGUUUGAGAAAGGCAUGGGAAUGGGUGAGGUUAUGGUCAAGUCCCCCAUGUCUGCUUUCACUGCAUCUCUGGUCAACCCCUACCCUGCUGCUGGCAGCCCCAUUAAGUUUGACCAGAUAGUGUACAAUGCUGAGAAUCACUAUGACCCUGAGAGCGGUAUUUUCACUUGCCAAAUUCCUGGAGUUUACUAUUUCUCCUACAGUAUCCAUGUUAAUGGAGCUCAUGCCCUGGUGGCUCUGUACAAGAAUGGCCAGCCUGUUAUGUUCUCUUAUGAUGAGUACAGCAAGGGCUUCCUGGACCAGAUUUCCGGUAGUGCUGUCCUCUUGCUCGAUGAGCAGGACACAGUCUACAUGCAGAUCCCCGACGAUGAGGCCAAUGGUGUCUUUGCCGCCGAGAAUGUCCACUGCUCUUUCUCUGGGUUCCUUAUUGCUUCAACGUGAUACGUUUAUACAGUAGUUCCCAAAAGCCAACCAACUAACUAACCAAUUUUGCGACCUAUUUCUCAAACUAAAGUAAACUCCCUGUUCAUUUUUUCCUCAACCAAACAGACAGGCAGUUCACCCUUCUUUGAGGAAUAGUAGCAUCUCGACUUGAAAACUACAAGAAAUAGGUGCUUAGAAGAAGGAAAACUAAUUUAUGAAAACAGGUGAUCAGGGAUGGGGGAAGCAAUCCACAAAGUUACCAGUGAGCUUUUGUAAUGGAGACAGCUUGUGAAAUUGAGGUGUUAUAACUGUGUUGUGUCCUGACUUUUUCUUUUUCCACUCUGUUCCUUUAAUACUGGUGAUUCUUAAUUUAGUGUUUGUCUGUUUUUUCUUUUUUUUUGUACCUUCUUGUUUUUGUUUGUUUGACCAAUAAUCUUAUUAAAAGGACACAACUACUUUCUAUGUAACAUGUUGUAACUGUUAUCCUUGUAUGUGACUUGAAUAUUGUGAAAUAGUAAUGGCCAAAUUGAUGAAAUAUCUCACCAGAAUACUGUCAUACAA
This is a messenger RNA of Cottoperca gobio, 2546 nucleotides long. RefSeq names its product collagen, type X, alpha 1a (gene col10a1a). The transcript has 3 exons. Gene Ontology annotation, molecular function: protein binding. NCBI's taxonomy places the organism in Eukaryota, Metazoa, Chordata, Actinopteri, Perciformes, Bovichtidae. The coding region runs from base 39 to 2003 and encodes 654 amino acids. The record is from RefSeq and is a predicted model, not a curated record.